GAGAGAGAGAGAGAGAGAGAGAGAGAGAGAGAUGCCUGGGUUAGGACUUGGGAGCGAGACAGCGAUGGGCUAAAUCAGCUGUACGAGAACAGUACGUGUCGGACUGUCGGCCCGACACGUACUGUUCUCGUACACUUCUGGCAGUGAGUGAGCUUAGUCUAUUCUGUUCCAUCCCUGUGUAAAGGUGAUUUACUGAAUUACGUAUCUGACUCUACAUAACCAUUAAAAUGGCAGACGAGGCAGAAGCAACAACCAGUACUGAGUCUUAUGCUUGGAAAUAUUUUGAAAAACUUAAAUGUGAAGAAUCAUCGCGAUGUAGAAAGUGUCUUGCAGUUAUAAAGUGCAGAGGAUGGUCUACUAGUGGUAUGAUUCGUCACCUCAAGAGCAAACACUCAAUUGAAAAAACAGAAAAUCUCAAACGUCCUUCAGACAAGUCUCCUCAUAAAGAUGCGAGUGAGGUGAAAAGGAGUUCUGUGCAAAGGAAAAUGACUGGUUUUUUGAAGAAGGAGGAGACGAAAGAAGAAAUCGUUGGGAAGCUAGCUGCAGUAGAUGGAUUUUCCAUAAAUGCCAUCGCCAAGAGUGAGUUCAUAAAGACAUCAAUGCUUGCAAGGGGAUACAAAUUGCCUCAAAGUCCAACUCUUGUUAUGGAUCUUGUACAUAAGCAGUACAACGUUGCAAAAGAAAGGGUGAUAUUUGAUAUUAACAAAAGGAGACAUGUUGGGGUUAGGUUUGGAUUAUCUCUUGAUGAGUAUACUUCACUAAAAAACAAGAGGUACAUGAACAUAAAUUUACAUACUAGUGACACCUUUUGGAAUUUAGGAAUGGUUAGAAUCACAGGUUCACUACCAGCAGAGACUGCUGUUGAGGUAGUUGAGAAUAAGUUAGCCGAUUUUCAGGUAAACUUGGAAAGAGAUGUAGUUGCAUGUGUAACUGAUGGAGCCAGUGUCAUGGUUAAGUUUGGCAAACUGAUUAAGACCUGUCAUCAUAUGUGUUAUGCUCAUGGAAUACAUCUUGCUGUUUGCGAUGUUCUCUACAAGAAAACAAAUGAUAACUUAGUUAGUUUGGAAAGGAGAAAUGUUACCUAUCUCCAAGAAGAGGAAGCAGAUGAUGUGGAAGCUGUGCAAGAGGAAGAAGAGUUCAGUGGUAUGAUUGAGGUGGUAUCAGAUGAGGAUUUGGAAAAUAUUAGGUUAGAGGAUCUGGAAGAUGAUGAAGAAGGGAACAUUGAUUUGUCUGUCACAAUCAACAAAGUCAGAAAAAUUGUGAAGAUGUUCAGGAAAUCACCCACAAGAAAUGAGAAGCUGCAGAGGUAUGUUGUUAGUGAAUAUGGCAAAGAACUGAUGCUAAAGCUCGACUCUAAGACAAGGUGGAACAGCUUGCUAGACAUGCUAGAGCGAUUCCUGAAAGUAAAAAACUCAGUUGCUAAAGCUAUGAUUGACUGUAAUAUGGAAAUGAACAUCACAAAUGGGGAAUUAAAAGUGCUCAAUGACUUAGUAACAGCACUGCAACCAGUAAAACUAGGGGCAGAGAGGAUGGGAUGCAGAGGUACAACUAUUCUUACUGCUGAAGGUGUGUUUUCAUUCAUGUUGAAAGAACUGAAUGAACAACAGUCAUCAUUUUCGAUGAAACUGCAAAAUUCUCUCAACAACAGAAUAAAUGAAAGGAGGAGUGCGGUUCUCGUAGGCCUUAUGAAAUACCUGCAUUGUGGGAAGGCUUAUAACAACUGUGAGGAAAGAUUAGCAUUACCCCGUAAGUCUGCCAUCGUGGAGUCAGCUAAACAGUUGUUAGGAAGACUGUUCCAAGUAAGUGAUGAAGAAACUACAACUAGUGAUAAUGUGGAAACAUCUGUAAAUCAACAAAAUUCACUCACUGAUAAACUCCAGGCAGCCAUAGAUCAGAUUCAGACACAAAGUAAAAAAAGAAAUGAGUGUAACUACAUUGCGAAGGAAUUUAGUGUAUUUGAGGCAACUGGGGACAGAACACAGAAUUUAGAGAAAUUGUUCCAGGCUCUCAACUCUGUACCACCAACGUCUGUUGAAUCGGAAAGGGCUUUUUCAGCAGCUGGUCUUUUUAUUACCAAACUAAGAUCAAAGCUCAGUGAUCACAGUAUUGACUGUUUGUGCUUUUUGAAAAGUUAUUUCAAGAACAAUUCUUAGGGUGUAUGACUGCAUUUGCAGCUGUCUGAUUUUUUUUUUUUUUAACAGGUCAUUCCAUACUCUAGCAUUGAGUGCUUAAAUUCCCACUCCCCUCUUUUUUGUUUGCCACGUCUGGAGAGUUAGGCCUAAAUUCAAAAUAUUCUUCUUAUAAUUUGGUAUGUGCAUUACGGAAUUUUCAUUUUCUUGAGCUUUAUUUGAAUUUAAUGGGAAAAUACCAGAUAAUAUCUACUUUUCUUUAAAUUCAGGGCAUUUCGGAACUUUCAGUGUUUUCAUUUAUUUAUUUAUUCAUAUAUUAGUUUUUGGAAUAUGAUGUCCUAAUUAUUUUACCCAUGUUAUUGAAUAUAUGCAAAAGAUAUUCCAUAGUUUCAUUUUCUGUGUUGUUUACAAAUUACAAUAUUGUGGAACAUGGUAGCUUG
Molecule: messenger RNA, 2569 nt
Organism: Portunus trituberculatus (swimming crab)
Lineage: Eukaryota; Metazoa; Arthropoda; Malacostraca; Decapoda; Portunidae
Exons: 2
Coding region: 228-2153 (641 amino acids)
Molecular function (GO): protein dimerization activity; DNA binding
Source: RefSeq, a predicted model, not a curated record